UGCCUCAGCUCCUCUCCUCCGAGUCUGUGCUGCACACAUCCUGUUUGAGAGGGAGAGGCGAAGGAGGAAGAGAAUCAACAGAAGAGACUUCUUAGUCAAGUUUAGUCAACUUUUACGCACAUUUUUAUUUUAUUUUGAAAGACUUAUAUUUUCCUGUCGAUUUUUCCACAGACUGAUGAUAUAUAUAUAUUUUUUUUUUGUUGCCAAAGAUUUAUUAUGACCCUACUUUUGGGAGCUGAAAUGAAGGUGCGCCUGAAGGCAACAUUUUUAACGUUGUUCAUAUACGGAUUUUUGUUGGCACCUUAGUUUUAAAGUUGUAGCCUAAACCUUAGCGUCAUUGGAGGCGUUUGGCUGAAGGACGUCAAUCCAGUGCCAACUUGUUGAACAGGAGAAAGAAGUUCUCCGCAUGAAGCGUUGGAUUUAUGUGAACUAAAACAAGAAGUCGUCACUAAGAAAAUAAUCUGGAUUCCGUGAUGUGUGUUUGAAAGUUUCCCCGAUCCGAAUAUAUUUCGUUCGGACAGGGGGGGACUUUAAUGGAUUUUUUAUGUGGGACCCGCUAGGAUGGACGUGGUAGAUGAAACAGAAGCGUUACAGAGAUUUUUUGAAGGUCAUGAUAUUAUCAGUUCUCUGGAACCAGCCAACAUCGACACAAGUAUCCUGGAAGAGUACAUCAGCAAGGAGGACGAUAGCACUGACAUCUGUUUCUCAGAGGUCCACAGCACCCCAGGACCAAAUUACUCAUCUCCCCAGGCAGGAGUGUCCUCCUCUGGGGGGUUGGUGUGUGGUGUGAGCCCCCCUAUUCCACUGCGCCAAGGAGCCCCUCCGCCUGGGCCUCCUAACUGUCAGAACGCCUACCCCCCAGGUCCAUCCCUGGGCCUCCGACACAACUACCUCUGCCUGGGACAGCAGCAGCAACACCAGCAGCAGCAACAGCAGCAGCAGCAGCAGGCUCACAUCAAGCCUGAGCACAGUGGCCACUACGCUCCAGGGACACUACCUGAGUCCCCCCCAGACUCCAGCUCAGAGCCGUACUCUCCACAGCAGGUGAAUGAUCCUCACAUGAUCAGGACCAUGACACCAGAGAACAUGUGUCACAUGACUCCAACGCCACCACUCCCACCACACGGGCACUAUCCCAGCAUGCAUCGGGACAUGUACAUGAAGCCUGAGUCCAUGAUAUCACAGUAUCCCAUUGGUCCAGCCACAAGCGGAAGUGGAGACAUGCAGCAGACUCAGAUGCUCCAUCAGCUACUGCAGCAUCCACAGGGGCAGGACGGCAUCCCUGUUCACCAGGCCAAGAAGAGGAAGCACUCUGACUCUCCCAACAGCACCCUCAAUUCCCAAAUCCUCACAGGUAUCAUCAAACAAGAACCAGGUUUAAUGCAGGAUUCAGACAACUCCUACCUGGACCCAAACUAUCAGUGCAUUAAGUGGCAGCCUCACCAGCAGAACAAGUGGACACCACUGUAUGACGCAAACUGCAAAGAGCUUCCAAUGCCAACCUACCGUGUUGAUGCUGACAAGGGCUUCAACUUCUCCUUGGCUGAUGAUGCUUUUGUUUGCCAGAAGAAGAAUCAUUUCCAGGUCACAGUAUACAUAGGCAUGCUGGGAGAUCCCAAGUACAUCAAGACAAGUGACGGCCUGCAGCCCAUUGACUGCUUCUAUCUCAAACUCAAUGGAGUAAAGGUGGAGGCCGUGAAUCAAUCUAUCAGUGUGGAGCAGUCACAGUCUGACCGUAGCAAGAGACCCUUCAAGCCAGUGAUGGUCACUCUGCCCUCAGAGCAGGUCACAAAGGUCACAGUGGGGAGGCUCCACUUCAGCGAGACCACUGCAAAUAACAUGAGGAAGAAGGGCAAACCGAACCCUGACCAGAGGUAUUUUAUGCUGGUGGUGGCGUUGCAUGCUCAGUCCCACAGUCAGAGCUACACUGUGGCUGCCCAAGCAUCCGAGAGGAUCAUCGUCAGGGUAACGUCUGGCCAUGUCUGUCUGCCUCCUACAACAAUCAUAUCCCUUGCAUCCAACCCAGGCCAGUUUGAAAGUGACAGCGAGGUGCUGUGGCAGCGUGGCCAACUGCCAGACUCAGUCUACCACCACGGGAGAGUUGGCAUCAACACCGACCGGCCGGAUGAGGCCCUUGUUGUCCAUGGCAACCUGAAGGUCAUGGGCUCCCUGGUACACCCGUCUGACAUCAGGGCCAAAGAAAAUGUGCAGGAGGUCAACACCACAGACAAUUUGAAACGGAUUUCUCAGAUGAGGCUGGUCCAUUAUCAAUACAAGCCUGAGUUUGCUGCCACCGUGGGCAUAGAGAACACUGCAGAGACUGGAGUGAUCGCUCAAGAGGUUCAGCAAAUCUUGCCUGAAGCAGUGAAGGAUGGGGGUGAUGUGGUGUGUGCCAAUGGAGAAACUAUCUCCAACCUGUUAGUGGUCAACAAGGACCUUAUCUUCAUGGAGAACGUGGGAGCGGUGAAGGAGCUGUGUAAGCUCACGGACAACCUGGAGACUCGUAUAGAUGAACUGGAGCGCUGGAGCCGAAAACUGGCCAAGCUACGUCGUCUUGACAGCAUGAAGAGCACCGUGAGUGGAAGUACUGUCAGCCAAUCAGGGAGUUAUUUCAGCAGAACAGGAAGUGGCCCACUCAGGAAGAAGACAGUCAAACCUGGGAGCAAGAAUUCAGCUCCAGAUCAAGGCUGCAUCAGCCAGAGGUUCAUGCAGGGAACCAUCCUGGCACUGGUCAUUGUCAUGGCCUUCAGUGUCAUUUCCAUGUCCGUCCUUUAUGUGUUGACUCUUCACCAUAGAGGAGACGUCACAGAGAAAGAUGGGUCCAGAGCUGCUUUGGGAUCCUCACGUAGGAGUCCAUAUACUCCACUGUCCACCACCCCUGCACCAGCUUGCUGUUCAACUACAGCCAUAAAUAACCAAUCAACUAUAGAUUUGACAUUGAAUAACAACCAAUCCACACCAGAUUUAGGCAGCCUGGUUCCCACACCAGGAACUAUGAUCAAGAAGGCCAAGUCCAGACCAAUGGACAAGGAUGGCCGCAAUAGAAACCGUCUGAGUCACACCUCAGCACCUUUGUACUUUGCCAAGUCUAAAAGGCCGGCACCUACAGACCUGGGCGGAGUGGGAGCUACCAACCGUCUGCCCCCAGGUCAGCCGACACUGCCACGCAGACAACGCAGCCUACACACAAAGGGAGGAAGGUCAGCUCCCUCUCUGACUAGUCUACAUAUCGUGGAGACAAACCAAGAGAUCACAGCACAAACUUGCGCAACACCAGAAAGCUGCAGCUAUACAGUAUCACUCCAUGGAAACAGAAAUUCCUCCAUCUCACAAAUCACUUUGCACAUGACGUCCACGAACAGCGUGUGGGUACGACAAUGUGGGGCCACCAACGGACGUUUAUGCCCCAACCACACAGAGACAGAGCUCUAUGGGGGACAGAGUACAUCAACAAAGGGGACUCAUCACCUUUGGUCAGUGCCUGUGCUGUCCUUCCAGGACAUCACCUAUCACUUCCGUGUCUCCCUGUCUAGUGAGGCAAGCUGUGCCACUGAAGGAGAAACCUCAUCAUACUCUGACUACCAUUUUAUCAUUCAAAGCAGCUGUGUGUGAGAAGGAAGACAAUGUGUCCCAGUGCCUUUACAAUACACCACAUUUGUGGUUCCAUUUGUACGCUGUUGUGAUAGGAUAGGAUUUUGUCUCAUUAUUGUACGUUAUUUUUUUAAGAUAUUCAUACAGAACAAAUUAUAUACCACUGUCCCUGUCACUGUUAUCGCCUCCACAUGUAUAUGCAUUAAGACAUCUCUUUUUGCUGUGAUGACUGGAGUUGAAACACUGUUUUUUUCUGUCACUGAAAAUGUUUUAGAUCACUGUAAUUGACGACUGUGUUGUGUCACUGUUAACUGAGUCCAUGAGUUUAUAGGUCAUUUUAUUAAUGAUCACCAAGUCCAUACUUAAUACAAGCCAGAAAUACUUUUUAGCAGAAUUCAAGUUUCUAAAUAAAGUCCAGGCUAAGAUACAGUAGAUGCUGCACUUUUUUUUUUUUUUAAUACAAUGAAUCUCUAAGUACGAUGAAAUCAGUGUCGACUAAAAACAAAAACACUUUUCAAUAGUUUUAUACACUGGAAAGAAGAUCAUUGGCCUCUGCUGAAGGCCUCAGUGAAUUGUUGCAAUUCGCACUGAAAAUAUACUGUACCUCAGUAGCGCACACUGGCAAAAUCCUGGGCCCCCCCAGGAGGCAGUCGACUUUCUCAUCAUGCAGCAUCUGACUAAACACUGUACAAAGAAGGUAAUACUGUGCAGUAUUGCUAUCUCAAUUGUGACAUUAAGUGAAACAUCAAAUUGUUACAUUAAAUGUUUAUGUAUAUGCAUACUAUUACACAGAAAUCUAUAUUAUCGUUCCAAAAAUGAAGGCAUACAAGUCAUACUACUUUCAGCAGAUUCACUGGAAGACAUGCGAUAAGACUGAUAAACAAAGUAAACAAUUCACUGGAACUGAACAUGUAGAAACACUGACAGCUCUUAGCAUCUGAUAGUGAAUGCAACAAGUCCAACACUGACUAUAGAAACACUGGAAUAGCUUACACUGUAUUUGCUAACCAGACAGAAUGCUGGUAAGGCAAUAAAUGGCAUAAAAUCAUUUCAGUUGCAUGCCCAAUCAUUUCUCUAAAAUUAUACAUUUCCGCUCAGAGGCAACUCAAAUGCUUCAGCUAUGAAAAUUCAUUUUUAAUGGCUCGAUCAUAAAGCUGAGGAGGAGUUACAUUUAGUUACGCACACCGCAGAGAUAAAAUUAAACACUGGACGGUUUCAUGUAUUUCUCUGGAUGUUUUGAAUACUUUUCCUGUGCUUUUACAAUUAAGAAUAUGUAGUAAUAACACUUUGAGUAUAACUGGAUUGUAUGUAUGUUUUCUUCUAUUAUCUUUUCUUGUUUUAAAGCCAUUCUCCACUUACUCUCACCACCAUGCUCUUGUUGCAUUUGUCAAAAUUUGUUUUUAAAUUCAUAUUCCAUAUGUGUCUGUAUUCAGAAAGAAAAAAAUACAAUAGUGUAUCUCAAAUGUAAAAUCAAUAUUAAAUAGGAAAAAGAGCCAUCAGACAAACGUUUAUUGAAUUUAUCAUAUUAUUAGGACACUGUAAAAUGCUUUCGGUAUAAUUUGUAUGACUUCGGUGGGUAUAGUGUACUAUUUUAGCUUAUUUAUAAUGCACCAGCUAGCAUAAUGAAACCACUGUAGCACUUUUUGCACUGUAUAUAUGAACUGCUUGCUCUAUCCAAUGCACCAGACUGUUUUCAUUUACUCUGGUAGAACUGCAUUACAUGUAACUGUAUAGCUUCAUUUUGUUACUACCAAUGCUCCUUUUUAUCUGAUGUGUUUUAUCAUAUUGUUUUUAUAGUUGAUAUGUUUUGGGGUUGUUGUAUUAUCAAUAAUAUAUUAACCUUUAGCUAAUGGAGCCGAGAAAUUAUUGACAAACAUGUAAACACACACACACACACACACACACACACACACACACACACAUAGCAAUGCAUUUCUAAUUGUAGCACUAUUUGUUAGGAGAAAAUUCCAAAACACUAAAACUCGUUGAGUACUUUAAUAUCACUACUUUGUCAUUUUAGGCCAUUUUAUCAUUACAUUUUUAAAAGCCUUUCGUCAAAAAAAAUGCUGUAAUACUAUGUAAAUGCAUGUAGUAAAUAAAUUUGUGAUUGAAUUUUC
Perca flavescens (yellow perch) is the source of this 5708-nucleotide messenger RNA. It is a transcript of the gene myrf, whose product is annotated as myelin regulatory factor. NCBI's taxonomy places the organism in Eukaryota, Metazoa, Chordata, Actinopteri, Perciformes, Percidae. Gene Ontology annotation, cellular component: nucleus; endoplasmic reticulum membrane. The record is from RefSeq and is a predicted model, not a curated record. Gene Ontology annotation, molecular function: sequence-specific DNA binding; DNA-binding transcription factor activity. The coding region runs from base 562 to 3612 and encodes 1016 amino acids. The transcript is spliced from 26 exons. Gene Ontology annotation, biological process: protein autoprocessing; central nervous system myelin maintenance; positive regulation of DNA-templated transcription.